Molecule: messenger RNA, 2914 nt
Organism: Cyanistes caeruleus (blue tit)
Lineage: Eukaryota; Metazoa; Chordata; Aves; Passeriformes; Paridae
Gene: ADPRS
Product: ADP-ribosylserine hydrolase
Cellular component (GO): nucleus; mitochondrion
Source: RefSeq, a predicted model, not a curated record
GCCGCGCACGGCAAGAUGGCGGCGGCGGGUCCUGCUUCAGGCCCCGGGCGGCUCCCGGCUCGUCCCCGGCCAAGCCUCGCUCGGUUCCGGGGCUGCUUGGCCGGGGCGUUGUUGGGUGAUUGCCUGGGAGCUGUUUUCGAAGGCAGGAGCGUCGUGAAGCUGCCGGAACUGCUGAGUUUCCUCAAAGGGCUGGAACCGGCGCCGCCUGAGGAGGGAGGGGAAGCGGCAGGGAGCACACGUGGAGAGUCGCUGCCGUACACGGAUGACACAGCCAUGAGCAGGUCGGUGGUGCAGUCACUUCUGGCCAAGCAGGAGUUCGAUGAGGUUGACAUGGCCAAGAGGUUUGCUGAGGAAUACAAGAAGGAGCCCAACAGGGGCUAUGGGAUGGCCGUGGUCAAUGUCUUCAAGAAGCUCCUGAGCCCCAAGUGCAACGAUGUGUUUGAGCCUGCUAGAGCCCAGUUCAAUGGGAAGGGCUCCUAUGGGAAUGGCGGGGCCAUGAGAGUGGCCGGCAUCUCCCUCGUCUACUCUGACGUCCAGGAUGUCAAGAAGUUUGCGAAGCUGAGCGCAGAGCUGACCCACGCCAACUCCCUGGGCUACAAUGGGGCCAUCCUGCAGGCCCUGGCUGUGCACCUGGCACUGCAGGAAGGGCUCAGCAGGGAAACCUUCCUGGAGCAGCUCAUCAGCCACAUGGAACAUGUGGAGGCAAAUGACAAGUCUCUCAGUGAUGCCCGAGCGCUGGGGUUUGAGGAUUUACCAUUUUCCAGGCGUCUAAAGAAAAUCAAGGAAUUUUUGGAGCUCAGCAGUGUUCCCAAAGCAGAUGUAUUGUUUGAGUUGGGCAAUGGCAUCGCUGCACUGCGCUCCGUCCCCACUGCCAUUUACUCCUUCCUGCGCUGCAUGGACACUGAUCCUGACAUUCCUGACCACUACAACGCCCUGCAGAGAACCAUCAUCUUCUGCAUCUCCCUGGGGGGAGACACGGACACCAUCGCCACCAUGGCGGGGGCCAUUGCCGGCGCCUAUUACGGGGAGGAGCAGGUGCCCCCGAGCUGGGAGCAGAGCUGUGAGGCUUUCCAGGAGACCCAGAGGAUGGCCAAGAGCCUCUAUGAACUCUACUGCCAGCGGCUCUGAGCUCUGGGGCAGCACCAGGGCUUUUCUGAAGGCGAAGGAAUGGUCAGCUCUGCUUCUCUGGUCAGACCCAGUGGUGGAUCUGCAUCAUCGGCCAACGCCAGCGAACCUCACCUGGGAAGGGUUCUUGCUGCUGGGAGCUGGGAGCCAGCGCCAGCUUGGAAAAGAGGGGACAUCCCCCUCAGUCACAGAUCAGCUGGGAAGUGGCUGCACUUGGACAGUGGGUGUAGCUCCCUGAGUGUACAUAAGUGUCUCAUUUCCAUAGGAUUUCUGCUGCUUGCUUUGUCCACCAUUGUGCCAUUUGUCAUUGCAGUUACUGGCAGGUGUCUGAAUCUGCGGACAUUCUCCCUGUUUUACUCUGCUCCUGUGUCUGUGGGCUGUUUUGGUGGUCAGUGGCUUGUCCAGUGGCUUUGGGAUGAUCCACACUCCUGGUACAGCAGCAGGUCAUCCUCAGCUGGCCAAAUAAGGGAUGUCAUAAGAGUCACCAGAGAGGCCUGAUGGCCCAGGUGUCACCUAUGCUAAAUUGGGAUAAUGGAGUGUAGAUUUCUGGGAAGGUUUGUUGCCUUAAAGGCAGAAUGAGAAGGGCCAGUGAAGGGAGAAGGGAUUUCUUUCAUUGCUGAUGGCUCUGUGAGAAACCUUUGAUGCCUGCAGACAAUCUCAGCUGGCUCAUUGUCCCUGCUGGUGUCACUAAUUGCUGCUCUCUUCCUCGUCUUUGACCCUAUGAUCCAGCAGGCACGUGCUGCACUUUGUGCCCCCUUGCACAGCUGCUGUUACACUGCUGCAGCCACUCUGGCUGCUCCCAUGUUCCUAAUCCAUGCAUCCUGUAUAUGCCCAGAGCACCAAGUGACAUUCCUGUUUGAAUUACAGAGUACCCCAAACUGAAACAGAUCCACAUAAGAGUCCAGCUUCUGUGGAGUGCAGAUCUGGGAGUGGAGGUAGUACAGGGAUAGAAUGCCUGGUUCUGCUGCAGUCAGCCACAAAAGUGACUUGAGCAGGAUGCAGGAGGUCACUUAUCACAGUCUUAGCCUCUGUACUUGGUAAAAACUGCCCCAAAAUUAAAGGGAAAGGUGGGUUAAUUGGGGACAUCAGUAUUUAAAAGAAGCUGGUACUGGUGGCCAAGAACAUUCUAGCACAACUGUGUUCCAGAAUUUUACAUUUAAAACCUUUUCCUAGUGGAGCUGGUCAAAAAGGGAGAAACAGCUUGGGAAUGGCACAUCUAUAAAGGGUUGGAAACUGUUUAAUAAUUGAAAACAAAAAGUCUUCAUAUGGAAAUGUUUAUAAACUUAAAUGUAACAGUGUAACUCUUGUUAUUUCUCCAGUAUGUCUUGUGACACUGGGAAAUGGCCAUGGUGCUCCCCAGUGGUGUCAGCACAUGGUGGCUGUGUUAGGCUGCAUGCACAUGUGGGGAUCUGGCUGCCAUGGGUCCUUCCAGUUUUCCCUGUAGUCUGCUUCCUUCAAGUUCCAGUCUUUUGUGUGAUGCUCUAAAUGGGUUUUCCUUGUAUAAAUGGAUUCUUGUCUUGGGAACAUGUGGAAUUUUUGUCUGUUGUAUAUUUUUGUAUUGUGCUGCAGAUCUGAGCUGUAAAAUAACAGGUUUUCUACAUUAUUCUGCCAGAGGGGCAACCAGGUUAAUGUAAUUAUGUAAAAGAAGAUAUUUUUCUUUUCUUUAAAAGAAGCAGCUUUAUAAUUUUAAAUGUUUGGAACUCCUGACAAGCAAAGAGCUCCUGUUUAAAGACUAGAGCCCUAGUUUCCUUGGAAAGAAGUAAAAUCCCUCAGUUAUCUUUGUUAAAUA